Messenger RNA from Pteronotus mesoamericanus, 2266 nucleotides. It is a transcript of the gene RFX2, whose product is annotated as regulatory factor X2. The coding region runs from base 65 to 2239 and encodes 724 amino acids. Gene Ontology annotation, molecular function: DNA-binding transcription factor activity, RNA polymerase II-specific; RNA polymerase II cis-regulatory region sequence-specific DNA binding. NCBI's taxonomy places the organism in Eukaryota, Metazoa, Chordata, Mammalia, Chiroptera, Mormoopidae. The record is from RefSeq and is a predicted model, not a curated record. The transcript is spliced from 18 exons. Gene Ontology annotation, cellular component: nucleus. Gene Ontology annotation, biological process: regulation of transcription by RNA polymerase II.
GCUGCAGCCGCCGCUGCCGGGGGAGCCGCUGCCUGAACUCCCGGCCCGAACUCCAGAACUGAGCAUGCAGAGUUCAGAGGGUGCAGCGGACUCGCCAGCUUCUGUGGCUCUGUGUUCGUCAUCGGCCGCCCAGACCCCCGUGGCCCAGCCAGUGCCGGCCUCCCCGCAGAGGGUGCUGGUCCAGACGACGAGCUCGGCUUCCAAAGGGGCCCAGAUGCAGCCAAUCUCCCUCCCCAGAGUCCAGCAGGUGCCACAGCAGGUCCAGCCCGUGCAGCACGUGUACCCACCCCAAGUGCAGUACGUGGAAGGCGGAGACACUGUCUACACGAAUGGAGCCUUGCGGACGGCCUACGCCUAUAACCCGGAGCCUCCGAUGUAUGCCCCGAGCAGCGCGGCAUCUUACUUCGAGGCCCCGGGCGACGCCCAGGUGACCGUGGCAGCCUCAUCCCCGCCGGCAGUCCCCUCCCACAGCAUGGUGGGCAUCACCAUGGACGUCGGAGGGAGCCCCAUCGUCUCCAGCACGGGAGCCUACCUCAUCCACGGGGGGAUGGACAGCACCAGACACUCCCUGGCCCACACUUCCCGCUCGUCACCAGCAACGCUUGAAAUGGCGAUUGAAAACCUCCAAAAAAGCGAAGGGAUCACAUCACACAAAAGCGGUUUACUCCACAGCCAUCUCCAGUGGCUGCUAGAUAAUUACGAAACCGCUGAAGGCGUCAGUCUCCCCCGAAGUUCUCUUUAUAACCAUUACCUUCGGCACUGCCAGGAGCACAAGCUGGACCCAGUGAACGCUGCCUCCUUUGGGAAACUGAUUCGUUCCGUGUUCAUGGGCCUGCGGACACGGCGGCUGGGCACCAGGGGCAACUCUAAGUAUCAUUACUAUGGGAUCCGUCUGAAGCCGGACUCGCCCCUGAACCGACUGCAGGAGGACACCCAGUACAUGGCCAUGCGGCAGCAGCCUGUGCACCAGAAACCGAGGUACCGGCCAGCCCAGAAGUCAGACAGCCUUGGGGACAGUGGCUCGCACAACAGCCUGCACAGCACGCCGGAGCAGGCCAUGGCCGCGCAGAGCCAGCACCACCAGCAGUACAUAGAUGUGUCCCACGUCUUCCCGGAGUUCCCAGCGCCUGACCUGGGCAGCCUCUUGCUGCAGGACAGCAUCACGCUGCAGGACGUCAAGGCCCUGCAGCUGGCCUACCGGCAGCACUGCGAGGCAACUUUAGAUGUCGUGAUGAACCUCCAGUUCCACUACAUUGAGAAGCUGUGGCAUUCCUUCUGGAAUUCUAAAGCCUCCUCCGGCGACGGCCCUGCCUCCCUACCAGCCAGUGACGAGGACCCCAAAGCCAUCAUCCUCCCGAAGGACAAGCUGGUGUCUCUGUGUAAAUGCGACCCCAUCCUUAAGUGGAUGAGGAGCUGUGACCACAUCCUCUACCAGGCCCUGGUGGAGGUCCUCAUCCCCGACGUGCUGCGGCCUGUGCCCAGCACCUUGACACAGGCCAUUCGUAAUUUUGCCAAGAGCCUGGAAGGCUGGUUGACGAACGCCAUGCGCGACUUCCCACAACAGGUUAUCCAGACUAAGGUCGGCGUGGUCAGCGCCUUCGCCCAGACCCUGCGGAGGUACACGUCCCUCAAUCACCUGGCACAGGCGGCCCGGGCCGUGCUUCAGAACACUUCCCAGAUCAACCAGAUGCUCAGCGACCUCAACCGCGUGGACUUCGCCAACGUGCAGGAGCAGGCCUCAUGGGUGUGCCAGUGCAAGGAGAGCGUGGUGCAGCAGCUGGAGCAGGACUUCAAGCUGACGCUGCAGCAGCAGAGCUCCCUGGACCAGUGGGCCAGCUGGCUCGACAAUGUGGUUACCCAGGUCCUGAAGCAGCACGCAGGCAGCCCCAGCUUUCCCAAGGCCGCCCGGCAGUUCCUGCUGAAAUGGUCCUUUUAUAGCUCCAUGGUGAUCAGAGACCUCACCCUGCGCAGCGCGGCCAGCUUCGGCUCCUUCCACCUGAUUCGCCUGCUGUAUGAUGAGUACAUGUUCUACCUGGUGGAGCACCGCGUCGCCAAGGCAACUGGGGAGACACCCAUUGCCGUGAUGGGAGAGUUCAAUGACCUCGCCUCCCUGUCACUGACACUGCUGGACAAAGAUGACAUCAGUGAAGACCGGAGCAGCGAGGCCGACACAGACGCCCGCAGCCUGGGUGAGCCCCUGGUGAAACGGGAGCGCAGCGACCCGAACCACUCUCUGUAGGGGCCCAGCCCCGAGGCCCUCCCUCAG